Messenger RNA from Aspergillus uvarum CBS 121591, 2344 nucleotides. Its product is annotated as putative dynamin family GTPase. The record is from RefSeq and is a predicted model, not a curated record. Gene Ontology annotation, molecular function: microtubule binding; GTP binding; GTPase activity. Bases 1 to 2136 code for a protein of 711 amino acids. NCBI's taxonomy places the organism in Eukaryota, Fungi, Ascomycota, Eurotiomycetes, Eurotiales, Aspergillaceae. The transcript is spliced from 5 exons. Gene Ontology annotation, cellular component: microtubule; cytoplasm; membrane.
AUGGGAAGAGUGCGUCAUUUCGUGGGCGUCGAGAGCUCGGAACAGCUGGCCUUCAUCGAUGAGCUUCAAGCGCUUGGGCUGAGUAGCACUAUCAAUCUGCCGGAGCUGGUGGUGGUUGGCGACCAAAGCACGGGGAAGAGCUCCGUGCUUCAGGCCAUCACCGAAGUCUCUUUCCCUGUCAAGGCCGGAACGUGCACUCGUUUUCCAACGCAGAUCUCUUUUCGACAAACCUCUGUGGCCAAGGAGUUCCCGAUCAAGGCCACGAUUGUGCCAGGACGGCAGUCGGAGGGUGACGAGGCGCUGCUCGCUCGCAUCAAGGAGUUUGCGGUCGAGAAGAAAGCGCUGAAUCCGGAAGACAUGAGUGAGAUUAUUGAAAAGGCGACGGAGUGCAUUUUUCGCGACCACCGCGGCAAGAACUUGAGUCUGAGCGAUGCCACCCUGCGCAUUGAGAGAUCGGGUCCGGACGAGAUGCACUGGACCAUUGUUGAUCUCCCGGGACUUAUACGGAAGGAUAACAAGAAGACAGGCGCAAAGGAGAAUAGAGUCGAUAGGAUUCAAGGAGAGACCGAGGAUGAAAAGCGGAUGAAUGCUGCGGUCGCGUGGGAGCUGGCUCGGACCUACCUUGAAAACGAACGGAAUAUUGUAUUAAUUGUUAUGGACAACGUCGAUGUCGAGCGACAUCGGGUGUGGGAGGUGAUGGAAGAUCUCCCGGGGCUGGAACGACGCUGUAUCGGCGUGCUGACGAAAUGCGACCGCAAACAAGAAGGAUCUGAUAAUUGGAUGAUUCAACUUUUGCAGAAUGGUUUGUCGACAGUCCCUCAUCUGGACCACGGGUGGUUCGGACUGCGAAACCGAGUCCCCGUCGAAGCGCACAUCACCGACGCGGAGCGAGACGAGCGGGAAAGAACCGAGUUUGCAAAGAAAGACUGGGAAACCGUGGCCAAGGACCGGACCGGUAUCCAAGCCCUCAUGCAGUAUGUCGACAGGGAGCGACGGGCUCAGAUCCAGGCCGGGAUCCCCCAAAUUGUGGCGGAGAUCCGACAGAAGCUGCGCGAGUGCGAGUCAGACCUCAAACGCAUGGGCGACGCACGCGACGAGCCCAAAGCCCAGCGCUACUUUGUCUUUCAGUUCUGCAACGAUAUGCAGCGGAUGGCCGAGGCGACGCUGCGAGGCCAGUAUCAAGACGUGCCGUCUCAAGACCCCCGGAUCAUGUUGCGGUAUGAGGUGCAACGCCGUCUCGACCUGUUCUACAAGGAAAUGUCCGACAUAGAGAACAUGCCAUUGCAUUUCUCCGAUUUCGACAAAGACCUGGCUGUCCUGAACUCGACGAGUUCGGACCCUGAGGUCUGGGAGGACAUAGUUCGUAAAACCCCGGGUCUGUACGCGGAGAUCUACAAAGAGGCGAAGAUCAGUGAAGGCCGCAGUCUGCCCGGCGCGGUGCAUCCGGAUGUAGAGGAAAAGAUCUUUCGGAGGCAGUCGACGCACUGGGAAGGGAUUGCCCGACAGUUUGUCGACGAUGUAAAGCAACUCGUGCAGGCCUGUCAUGAGGUACUUUUCCGCAUUGCCAUCCCAAACAGCAAGGUGCGCUUGGAGGUGAGCCGCUUACUGGGGAAGACUAUGGACGAGUGGCACAAGCACAUCGACACAGCCCUUGGGGAGCUGUUGGAAGACAACCGAGCGAGGCCGUUGGUGACUCGCAACCCGCAGUUGCUGUUGGACACGAUCUCUGCGGAUCAAAGUCGAGGGAGGAUCCUUCUAGGUCAAAAGGCGAAAGCCGCAUCAGAGGAUCGAAGAGCCAAUGGCACUGACGACGCGCAGACAGACCGUCCACAGUUUAUAUCGACCAUACUGAGCCAGGUGCUUUUCGUGCGUGCAAGACUUCAGUCCUACUACAUGAUCGCCUUGUAUCGUUUUAUCGAUAAUGUGGCCAUGCAGGUAAUCGAACGGCAUGUCUUGGGUCCGAAAUGUCCGGUGCUGGCGGUGUCAGUCGAGACAUUUGCUAAGCUGGACGAUGAUGAGCUAAAUGCUAUCGCCGGGGAAGACGAGUCUGACGCUCGCAUGAGGGCCAGGCUGGAAAGACUGCGCUCUCGCUAUACCGAAGCUCUUCGGAGAUGGGAGAGGUUGAGAAUUCUGUAGAGAGCCUUGCACUGUGAAUUUCUAAGUCUUUGCUUGUGCUUACAAAUGGUACGAACUCUUGUCUGAUGCAGAACGAUCGCAGUGUAUAAUUCUUGGCUUCAUAGUAUCGAUAGCUGCCAAUAUCCGGAGGCCUUCACUAACAUGUGCCAACACUAACUCUGGCCAUAUAUCAAGAACAAUAUGCCAAGUUUCAAUCACCCUGAUUUGC